Molecule: messenger RNA, 5545 nt
Organism: Myotis brandtii (Brandt's bat)
Lineage: Eukaryota; Metazoa; Chordata; Mammalia; Chiroptera; Vespertilionidae
Gene: CEP152
Product: centrosomal protein 152kDa
Exons: 28
Coding region: 120-5264 (1714 amino acids)
Biological process (GO): centriole replication
Cellular component (GO): centrosome
Source: RefSeq, a predicted model, not a curated record
GUUGUGACUAGGAAGGAACUAGCAGAUUGGAGCCUGGGUCUGGGGGUUUGCUAGAAGCUGGACUUCAGCUGGGGCUAGAGUUUCCCCGCGGUGACAGCAUCCGCGGCCUCCGGAGGACCAUGUCACUAGACUUUGGCAGUGUGGCACUGCAGACACAAAACGAAGAUGAAGAAUACGACAACGAAGAUUAUGAAAGGGAGAAAGAGUUGCAGCAGUUACUCACAGACCUGCCCCAUGAUAUGCUGGAUGACGACCUGUCCUCCCCUGAGCUCCACUCCUCGGACUGCAGCGAGGACGACACAGAGGGACGACCUCAUCCUUCUGAGCAAUUGGAGAUAAACUGGAAUGACCAUCAGGUGCUGCCUAAAUCUAAAAGUGCAAACGACUAUAAUGAGAUUCGGGAUAUAUACAUGGGAGAGAAAAUCGGCAAUGGCUGGGAAGAGAAUCCAAGUAAGAGUGAAGAGCAGCAUCCUGGGUACCAUCCCGAAGAAGGUGGAGAUGAAGGCGGAAGGGGUUACAGUCCUCCGAGUAAAUAUGAACAGACUGAUUUAUAUCACCUUCCUGAAGACUUUAGGCCAUUUACCAAUGGUCAGAAGCAGGAAUUUAAUAAUCAGCCAGCCAAUGUAAUUAAAUUUUCAGAUCCUCAAAGGAAUCAUUUUCAGCAAUUCGGUGCAUCACAAGCUCCCAGUUGUCAAGUGUUGGAACCGCCGUAUACAGUGGUAUAUAAACCUUACCAGUCUCCUGCUCAGCACAGUGACUCACCAGCCCAGGAGAUAGCAGGAGGUGACACAUUUGAAGGCCUGCAACAACAAUUCUUAGGAGCUAAUGAAAGUUCUUCAGAAAAUAUGCAGAUCAUUCAACUUCAGGUUCUUAACAAAGCAAAAGAGAGGCAACUGGACAAUUUAGUUGAAAAGUUAAAUGAAAGUGAGCGUCAGAUCAGGUAUCUGAAUCACCAGCUUCUGAUCAUCACAGAUGAAAAGGAUGGUUUGGCCCUUAGCCUUCGAGAAUCACAGAAACUCUUUCAGAAUGGAAAAGAAAGAGAGAUACAGCUUGAAGCACAAAUCAAAGCGCUGGAGACCCAAAUACAAGCACUAAAAGUCAAGGAAGAACAGAUGAUUAAGAAGUCCAGGACGACGGAAAUGGCCCUGGAAAGCCUGAAGCAGCAGCUGCUGGACCUGCAUCACUCCGAGUCCCUGCAGCGCGCCCGGGAGCAGCACGAGAGCGUCGUGGCGGGCCUCACCAACAAGUACGAGGAGCAAGUGCUGUCCUUACAAAACAAGUUGGAUGCUACGGUGGCUGCCCUUAAGGAACAGGAAGACAUUUGCUGUCAUUUGAAAGACAAGGUGAAACAACUGGAAAGGAAUCAAGAAGCAACCAAAUUAGAAAAGACGGAGAUGAUUAACAGAUUGUCCAGAAGUCUAGAGGAGAGUCAAAAGCAGUGUGCCAACUUGCUGCACUCAGGCUCAGUCCAGGAGGUGGCUCAGCUCCGGCUCCAGCUGCAGCAAGCUCAGAAGGCACAUGCUAUGAGUGAAAGCAUGAACAGGGCUUUGCAGGAAGAAUUAACAGAACUAAAAGAUGAAAUUUCUCUCUAUGAAUCUGCUGCAAGACUAGGAAUACUUCCAAGUGACUCAGAAGGAGAAUUAAACGCAGAACUCAUGGAAUCAUACGUGGAUUUGGGUAUUAAAAAAGCCAACUGGAAGAAAUCCGAAGUUAAGAGCAUGGUCCAGCAAGAAGACCCAGGUAAAGAGCUUUCCAACGAUGAGGUGAUCCUGAGGCUGAAAGCACAAGUGCAGCGUUUGCUGGGCAGCAACUCCGUGAAGCGCCGCCUGGUGUCUCAGCUGCAGAGUGACCUCAAAGGCUGUUGGAAGAAAAUCGAAGACCUACAGCAAGGGCAGAAGGAUGUAGAAAGCAUCACGGUCGAGACUAAAACAGAUCCCUCUUCUACUUCUGAAUUGAUUGUCAAAGAUGAUAUUCUGCGACUUGAAAAUGAAAUUCAAGUUUUGCAACAACAAAAUCAGGCACUAAAAGAAAUGGAAGAAAAACUGAGAAAUACAAAUCAGGAGUUAUGUAAUCAAAUGAGACAAAUGGUACAAGAUUUUGACCGUGAUAAACAAGAAACUAUUGAUAGGUGUGAGAGGACUUACCAGCAGCACCAUGAAGCUGUGAAAGCCCAGAUUCGAGAGAGCCUGUUAGCGAAGCAUGCUGUGGAGAAGCAGCAGCUCUUUGAGGUCUAUGAGGGGACUCGCUUGCAACUUAGGUCUGAACUGGAUAAGAUGAAUAAGGAGAUGGCCGCUGUGCAGGAGUGUUACCUGGAAGUGUGCAGAGAGAAGGGUGACCUAGAAUCAACUCUCAGGAAGAGCAUCGAAAAGGAGCAGCAGAUGCAGGAGAAGAUGAAAGAAGAACUUUUUCAACAGAUUGAAAAGGAGUGGCAGGCUAAGCUGGCUCAAACGGCAAAGGCAAUGAAAAAGACAACCUCUGACUGUUACAGCCAGACGGACCAGGUAGCCGCCAAAGAUGCUGUUUCCCAGAAAGAGAUGGCAAUGGUGGCAGAAGGACAGGAGCAGGGGGCCCAGCAGGAUCUAGAGCAGGAAAAGGAAAGAGCUAUCAAGGCAGCCUUGAAGAAACUCGAGGUUGAAUUGGAACUCAAAUAUUGUGAAAACAUUGCCAAACAGGUAGAAACAGCUGUGCAAAAUGCUCGCCAUCGAUGGCUGGAAGAACUGCCUGAGCUUGCAGAGUAUAAAGCACGUGUCAGAGCGGAACAGAAGAGGUGGGAAGAACAGCAAGAGGUCUUUUUGGCCAAACGGAUAUCGUUUGCUGUUUCUGAAGCUAAAGAGAAAUGGAAAAGCGAGCUUGAAAAUACGAAGAAAAAUGCAACACCUGGAAACAUGCAACACCUGGAAAAAUUGGAGGAGAAGAUUCAUUCUCUUCAGAGAGAGCUGGAACUGAAGGACGAGGAAGUCCCUGUGGUUGUCAGGGCCGAGUUGGCAAAGGCCCGGAGUGAAUGGAACAAAGAAAAGCAAGAAGAAAUCCACAGAAUUCAAGAACAAAAUGAGCAAGAUUACAGACAAUUUUUAGAUGAUCAUAGAAAUAAAAUUAAUGAGGUGCUUGCAGCAGCUAAAGAAGACUUUCUGAAACAGAAAGCUGAACUGCUCCUCCAGAAGGAGACAGAAUUGCAAACCUGUCUAGACCAGAGUCGCAGGGAGUGGACUGUGCAGGAAGCCAGGCGGGUCCAACUGGAAAUCUGUCAGUACGAGGAGGACAUUCUGACUGUCCUUGAACUUCUCCUAAAGGAUACCCCGAAGGAGCAAGCCCCUGGUUCAGAGAACAGGCAACUCUCAGAACUCAUGUCGACGUGUUCUUCAAAGUGGGCGUCUGUGCGAUAUUUUGAAAAACUAAAGGCCUGCAUUCAGAAAGCACUUCAAGCACUCUCCCUACUUACGGAAAACACCAACUCAGAAUGGGAAAAGAGAAACAUGGGUGUCACCGGCCGAGGAGACCCUGGAACCCUGGUCAUCCUUCCUGCACCCACGUCUGGACACCAUGCUCAGACCUCGGCCUCAAAACAAACAGAAGCAGAAGCUGGUUUUAGAUGGUUGAGAAUAUCUAAUUGCUCAUUAGAUAAGAAAAAGAUCCCCGAGAUUAAAGGUUCAUGCUGUGGACACAGCUUCCAAGAACUUGAAAAGGCAAAGCAGGAAUGUCAAGAUCUGAAAAGAAAACUGGAGAAAUGCUGUAGGCAUCUUCAGCAUUUAGAAAGGAAGCACAAAGCCGUAGUGGAAAAAAUCGGAGAAGAGAAUAGUAAAGUUGUUGAAGAAUUAAUAGAAGAAAACAAUGACAUGAAGAGUAAAUUGGAAGAACUGAGAACACUUUGUAACUUACCACCAAGGUCAUUGUCAGAAGGGGCCAUUGAACAUGCUUGCCUGCCGUGCAAUCAGGGGGCCUUGGAAGAGCUUCGUGAGCAGUACAUUAAAGCAGUGAAAAAAAUCAAGCGUGACAUGCUGCGCUACAUUCGGGAGAGUAAGGAGAGAGCUGCGGAAAUGGUCAAGGCAGAGGUGUUGCGAGAACGUCAAGAAACCAUCCGUAAGAUGCGCACGUACUAUUUGACCUGCCUCCAACAGAUCUUGCAGGAUAAUGGGAAACAGGAGGGAGCUGAGAAAAAGAUUAUGAAUGCUGCUAGCAAACUUGCUACAAUGGCAAAGCUGCUGGAAACACCUAUUGCAAACAGAUCCCAGAGCAAAACCACAGCGUCAGUACUGCCCCUGACUUCAGAGAUAAUUGGUGUUGAAAAAUCAAAAAGUAAUGAUGUGGACAAGACUCUACCGGGUCACACUGAAAGCAAAUCAAACAGUAUGAAAACUCUCCCCAAAAGUAUGUGCGACCAGGUUCCCAAGAGGCGGGCUGCUUGCGACCUUCGGAGGCGGCUGGAGGCGGCGGAGCUUGGGGACCCAAAGCACGUGGGUCCCAAAGGGUCGCGUGCAGACUUUCAGGGUGGGGAUUGCAGUCACAAACAUCUGCACGCGUCGCCAGGGGCUGCCUCUCCCGAGUUUGUCCCUUGGGAAGGCGAAGGGGGCUAUGGUUUGCACAGGAAGAAAGACCUCCUCGGUGACGCCGGCUCGGGCUCGUGUCUGCAGGCAGCCGAAUACCCCUUCCUCGGACCCUUCGGAAGCAAGUCCUCGCCGAGAAAUGGCCCCGCUCUUUCCGAAUCGGGAUCCGCACACAUAACUUGUCGGAGUCCUAAUGAAAGACUGGGCUUCAAAGUCUCCAAAUGUGUUCCACUCACUGAAAGGGAAUCGGACAAAAGUGAGGGUCUGGGUGUCGAGGAAGCUCCUGUCAAGGACGGCGGGGACCCCGGCGCCUCGCUGGGCUGGCAUUCCAGCAGCGCCACCUUGCCCUGCGGCAGCCCCGAGGCAUCCUUUCUCCGAGACACUCUGGAGGUGCUCGCCGGGGCUGGUCAUUUCAAACAGUUCUUAGCAGCCGGUUGCCUUUCAGAGAAAGAGAAAAAUCAUAAGAAUUCUCCACCGAUGCAGUGCCGGACUUGUCGCACUCCAGACCUGUCCGAAGAAGCCAUGUAUGCCCAGCCGGGGAAGACCAGCAUGACCCCUGGACACCCAGCUCGUCCUACCGCGGAUCUAUUGGCGGCAGAUUUCAAACAGCUGAGCAGUGCAGAGCCGUCUUCAGCGCAUCGGCAACCUUCGAGAAGGCCGAUGGCCCCUCUGUCCAGCCAGCAGGACAGCGGCUUCGACAGCCCCUUUGUCAAUCUUGACUAAUCGUUGUACAGUAUUUAAGAAGAAUAUAUUGGCAAGAAAACUGGAAGGGAAGACUUCAUAUUGAAAAAUGUUUUGAGAUGUUUUAAUGACAUCUAUUCUAUGAGUAAAGUAUUCCCAUAAAACUACUUGAGAUAUUCAUGUCGCCUUAAUCUCCCAAAGGCCUGAUAGUGUCUGUGUAAUCUGUUUCCGUGUGGUGUUUAUAUUUGGUUGCUAAACCAUCUAUUUUUUUAUACUUACAAAUUAUCUCUCUGUGCACUGUUAAAUUAUUUAAAUAAACUUGC